Messenger RNA from Paramecium octaurelia, 1541 nucleotides. The record is from the annotation of a GenBank genome assembly. Lineage: Eukaryota; Ciliophora; Oligohymenophorea; Peniculida; Parameciidae.
AUGUUAUAAACAAAUGAUAAUGUUAAGAAUCAAGAUGAAAUAUUUGAACCCUAACUAAUCACAAAGGAUUUUAGAAUGUAUCUUAACACCAAAAAUGCAAAAAUAACAAAAAGUGACGAACAUCUCUAUUUUUAAAACAAGAAGGAUGAAUUUUUAAUUAAAAAUCAUUAUUAUUUGUUCAAUCAAUAUCUUGUCAAGAAGAAUAAAUUUAUUAAUUUUGAAAAUUGUUAGAUAAGUUGUGAUGAAACAAAAUCAUGCUAAUUAUAUGAUUCUUUCAUUUUAAUGUAAAAAUAAGGAAAAAAGCUUCUAAUUUAUGGCAAAAUAGAAUCCUUGCUUAAGUGGUUUGAUCAUUUAAAACAUUAUGCUAUUUAAAGAAAUUUCAAAAAAUAAUUUAAAAAAUGCGAAUUAUUCGGUAGAGGUUCAUAAGCAAAGGUUUUUCGAAUUUUAAAUAUAAAAACAGGGUAAACUUUUGCAACAAAGUAAUUUGACAAAAAUAAAUUUUCGGAAUCUUCCUUGGUAUUAUAAAUAUAUCAUUUUAGUCUCAUUUGCUUAAGGAAAUAUCAAUUCUUAGAUAAUUGAAUCAUGAUGGUAUUACAAGACUAUUUGAAGUUUUUGAAAAUAAAAAGAAAAUUUAUAUUAUAUUAGAAUGUUUGAAUGGUGGUGAGUUGUUGGAUUAAAUUCAAUCACCAACAUACAAAUAUAAUGAAUAAUUUGUCAUGGAUUUUGCAUCUAAUUUAUUGAAAAUCAUAGAUUAUAUUCAUUAAGCAGGAAUCAUGCACAGAGAUUUAAAACCAGAAAAUUUAAUUUUAAAAGAUUCAAAUAAUUACACAGAUUUUGCAAUUGCUGAUUUUGGAUUGGCUGAAUUUUACAAGAAUGAUGUUUAAUACUUGGAAAAAUGUGGUACAAUAGGAUAUAUAGCACCGGAAGUCUUAAGAAAUUAGCCUUACAAUUAAAAGAUUGAUAUUUAUUCAAUAGGAGUUAUUUUAUAUACAUUAUUUACAGGUUCUUUACCGUUUGCAGGCAAUUCAACAUUAGAAAUUUAUUAAAAUAAUUUGUAAGCAAACGUAAAUACAUCACAAUUAGAAUAAAUCAAUAUUACUGAAAAGGCAAAGUAAUUUGUCUUUAGUUUAUUGAGUGAGAAUCCUGACAAGAGACCCACAGCAUAAGAGGCUUUAAGACAUUAAUGGUUUAGAUUACCUCCUAGUUUAACAAAUAAUUUAAUCCUUUCAACAUAGACUAAUCUAUCUGGACAUAAAAAACAUCAAAAGUUUCUGAGCAUAAAAUGUACAUCACCAUUGUGGUAUAAAUCAAAGAUGAAAGACUGCUUGUUUGAAGAUAGUGAUGACUCUAUAUAUAAUGAAAAAAUUUAAGUUGUUAAGGACAGUAUUGUUUUUAAUGAUGAAGAUGAUGCUGAAUUAAUGGAUGAAGUAGAAAAUUAAACUAAUUAAAUUCAGUUAUCUGCAAGACAAUGUGAAAAGUAUUACUUUUCCAACACAAAAAUUAGAUUAUUAAAUGAAAAAAGGGAUUAGGGAUUAUUUUGA